AUGGCCGGGGGCCGGGGGUGCUGCCGCCGCCCGGCCCUGCCCGCAGCCUUGCCCGCAGCUCUGGGGCUCUGCCUGUCCCUCUGCCUGCUGCUGCCGCUGCCCGCCGCCGCCUGGAGCCCGGCCCUUCUGCCGCCCGCCGCCCGCAGGUACCGGCACCGGGGACGCGGGGAUGCGGCCAUCGGGCACUGGGCAUCGCCUGCUGGGGUUACCGGGGUCUGUGGGUACCGGGGGGCACCAGGCACCGGCAGCUGCGGAAGAGCCGGCGACAUCGGUGGUUUCCCUUCCAGCAAGUGGUGCUCCUACACGGUGACACGGACGGUGUCAUGCCAUGUCCAGAACGGGACUUUCCUCCAGAGGGUCUUCCAGGGCUGCCGCUGGCCCCUGGCCUGCAGCGGGGGCAGCUACCGUGCCGUGAUCCGGCCCCUCUACAGGGUGACCUACAGGACCCUGACGGCGCUGGAAUGGCGCUGCUGCCCUGGACACGCUGGAGCCAACUGCGAGGAAGAGGCUCACACCUUCCUCACCCUGCGGGAUCCCGGGCGCCCCAGCACAGCCCUGCGCCGGCCCUCCCUGCACCCCACGGCCUUCUCAGGGUGCCUGAACUGCAGCCGUGUCGGGGAGCUGACAGCCCGGCUCGCCACCCUCGAGGCACAGGUGGCCCGGCUGGUGGUGGCCGAGCCCCCCACCCCAGCAGCACCCAAAGGCAGCAUCCUGGGCAGGGGUCCCGAGGCCGGGCAGCUCUGGGGGUCCCCAGCCGCACGCGGGAGCCCCGGGGAUGACGGUAAGGCAGGGUGACAGGGACCCCCUGGUCCUAAGGGCGACGUUGGAGGACGGGGACCCUCGGGAAUUCCUGGAGGGAAGGGUCCAGUGGGGCCACCAGGUCCCCCUGGCCCCCCAGGACCACCCGGCCGGGAUGGAGCCAGGGGGCUCCCUGGAGAGAAGGGGUUACCCGGCCCCCCCGGCCCCCCGGGCCCCCCUGCCCCUGUGGGGCCAGUGAUUCCCCGACUGGAUGAGCCCAGGGACCCUAUCCUCUCCAACACCUUCACCGAAGCCACCAGGAGUACCAUGGGUCCCAUGGGACCUCCCGGACCUGUGGGGCCAAUGGGUCCCCCUGGCCCCCCAGGUCCCACUGGUCCCCCUGGGCCCCCAGGACCCGAUGGCAGAGCAGGAGCGCCCGGAGCUGCUGGGCCCCCCGGGGAGAAGGGGGACAGGGGUCCCCAGGGCCACCCAGGCAGCCGCGGGCAGGACGGGGCACAGGGCGAGCCGGGUCCCCGGGGUGAGCCGGGCGAGAGGGGCACGUGGGCCAGUAGCUUCCAAACCCUCCUGCGGCAGCAGGCCCGGCUGGAGGUCCUGGCUAGAAGGGUCACCUUGCUGGAAGCCAUCAUCUGGCCAGAGCCAGAGCCCGGCUCGGGCAGCGGUGCCUCCGGCACGGUAACCCCCGGGGUGCCCCGUGACAAACGUGGCAGUGGCCAGCGCCCCUAUCGCAUCGUCACCCGCCCCCACCGGCCCCCCCCACAGCCGUGA
This is a messenger RNA of Cinclus cinclus, 1524 nucleotides long. RefSeq names its product EMI domain containing 1 (gene EMID1). The record is from RefSeq and is a predicted model, not a curated record. Gene Ontology annotation, molecular function: protein binding. Lineage: Eukaryota; Metazoa; Chordata; Aves; Passeriformes; Cinclidae. The transcript has 15 exons.